AUGGCCUCCAUCUCAUUGCUCACCUGCAUCUGUUUGGCCCUCACCCUGCAUGAUGAUGAGGUGAUGGUCAGGAGGGAUAAAGUGAAUGCCUUCAUUAAAUCACCUGGUGUAAAUGUUGACCCUUUCUGGCUGGGCUUGUUGGGAAAGUCCCUGGCCAAUGUCAACAUUGGGAGCCUCAUCUGCAGUGUUAGGGCUGGUUGAUCUGCCUCAGUAGCUGGCACUACACCAGCAGAAAAUCCUGUUCCCUCCACCUCUGCUGCCCCAGCUGAGGAGAAGACAGUGGAAGCAAAGAAAGAAGAAUAUCAGAAAUCUGACGAUGACAUGGACUUUGGUCUUUUUGACCACAGUUCUUUUGUAACCUGUUCAAUUAAAAGCUGA
This is a messenger RNA of Canis lupus familiaris (dog), 378 nucleotides long. RefSeq names its product 60S acidic ribosomal protein P1-like. Gene Ontology annotation, biological process: translational elongation; cytoplasmic translation. Gene Ontology annotation, cellular component: cytosolic large ribosomal subunit; ribosome. The record is from RefSeq and is a predicted model, not a curated record. Gene Ontology annotation, molecular function: structural constituent of ribosome; protein kinase activator activity; ribonucleoprotein complex binding. NCBI's taxonomy places the organism in Eukaryota, Metazoa, Chordata, Mammalia, Carnivora, Canidae.